This is a messenger RNA of Gryllus bimaculatus (two-spotted cricket), 2405 nucleotides long. Lineage: Eukaryota; Metazoa; Arthropoda; Insecta; Orthoptera; Gryllidae. The record is from the annotation of a GenBank genome assembly.
AUGGGGCGGCAGUCAAUUCGAAUGGCAUCAUUACGUCAUUUAUUGUUUAAGUCAUCUUUGAAUCUAAAGUGUCGUAAACAGAUUUCUGUAUGUCAAAUACGAAGUCUGAAUCUGUUGGAAUAUCAAAGCAAAGUGUUGCUGCAAGACAAUGAUGUGUGUGUGCAGAAGUUUAAGAUUGUUGAAAACCCAGAAGAAGCAAAAUCACUACCUCAAAAUUUUAAGGUUGACGAAUAUGUAGUGAAAGCACAAAUCCUGGCUGGAGGGAGAGGAUUGGGUCAUUUUGACAAUGGCUUUAAAGGUGGUGUUCAUCUAACUAAAAAUCCUUCCGAAGUUACUUCACUUGUGGGGAAGAUGGUGGGGCACAAACUAAUUACAAAACAAACUCCAAAGGAUGGUAUCAUGGUAAAGAAAGUUAUGGUAGCAGAAUCAGUAACUAUCAAAAGAGAAACAUACCUAUGCAUAGUGAUGGACAGAUUACACAAUGGGCCUGUGCUUAUUGCAUCACCCUGUGGAGGAAUGGAUAUUGAGAGUGUGGCUGAGAAAACUCCUCACCUUGUGAAGACAGUGCCAAUCGACAUUUUUGAAGGCAUUUCUGAAGAUCUUGCACAAAACAUAGCAGAUUUUUUGGAAUUUAAAGGCAGUAUGAAAAAUAAGGCUGCUAUUGAAAUACAGAAAUUAUGGAACUUCUUUAUGAAAGUUGAUGCAGUUCAAGUAGAAAUUAAUCCUCUUGUAGAAACAGACAAUGGUGCUGUUGUAUCUGUUGAUGCUAAAAUACAAUUUGAUGACAAUGCAAAAUUCCGUCAGAAGGAAAUUUUUGCUGUGGAAGACCAUUCGGAGAGUGAUCCAAGAGAAGUGGAUGCUGCCCAACACAAUCUAAACUACAUUGGCAUGUCAGGGAAUAUUGGAUGCCUUGUCAACGGUGCUGGCCUUGCAAUGGCAACAAUGGAUAUAAUUAAAUUGCAUGGUGGGGAACCUGCAAAUUUUCUUGAUGUGGGUGGUGGUGUUACUGAGAAACAAGUUUAUGAAGCAUUUCGAAUUUUGACAUCAGAUCAGAAUGUAAAAGCUAUUUUAGUUAAUGUAUUUGGAGGCAUUGUUAAUUGUGCUACUAUAGCAAAUGGUAUUAUCAAUGCUUGUCGAUCUAUUAAAUUGAACAUUCCAUUGGUAGUUCGCCUGGAAGGCACAAAUGUUAAUGAAGCAAAACGAAUACUUGCAGAAUCAGGUCUCCCUAUUAGAUCUGCUAAAGAUUUAGAAGAUGCUGCUUGUAAAGCUGUAGAUAGUUUGCCAAAGUAGCUGGAAGACCAUGACAAUCUGACAUUUGAAAACAGGAAGUAUUGUUUUGGCACAGAAGACUGAUGAGGUCUGACUAGAAUGAUGUGCAUAGUGUAGUCCAGCAAGGUCAAGAGAUCAGAGAGUAGAUGUGCAUCAUGAGAAAUGCUUUCAUGGUUUGAUGAAAACUACAUGAAUUGUUUUUAUUGUAGCUCUGAGCUCUGGUUAACCUCAUUUCUGAGUAAUUGUCUUUCUGUUGGAAGGGUACAAAUGGUUCUUGGCUUCAUUUGAGGUUGGGAAUCUUGGUAUUUAUUUUUGUAUGAUCAGGUCAUUUCAAACUAGAAGUGAAGUGUAAUGUUCUAACUCCCAGUAGACACAUUUAUCAAGAGAGCUCAGUACUGGAAAGAAAUUAUUACAGAGCUUGUUGAAAACUAUUCUCAGGCUCUGGCUACAAAUAGUCUUAUGCAUCAUAGAAAAUUUUAAUGGACUGCAAAUUCAUGAGUUAAAAAGCAAUUCUAUGCGAGUUUUCUCAUUCAUAUUAAUGAUAUUUCCUAAUCUUUCUGGACUAUAUUAUAUUCAUUAGGUAUCGAUUAAUUUGUUAAAGCUUCCAAGAAAGCACAAAUAUUAUAUAGGAUUGGUGAUGUUGAAGGUUUUUGGAGAGAAAAUUAAUUUCCUUUUCAUUCUUUUUCUUCUCUCUGUACAAAAUUUAUUUUAAUUGGUAUAUUUGAACAUGGAAACUAAGAAGACAUCUAGAAAUUAUUAAUUGUACUUAAUUCAACUGUGAUUUUUUCUCUGUACAUAAUUUAUUUGAACUAAUCCAUUUAAGACAUGAAACAUGUCAAACUACCAGAACAUUGCCAAUUUGUGAAUUGUACUUAAUUGAACUGUGAUUUCAACAAGCAACAAAACUGUGAUUUUCACAACCUUGAGGGUGAUUGGAUAUCAAAUCAUUGAAAAAAUAAAUUGUACCAUAAUUGUUUUAUAGUAUUCCCAAAAUAAUAAUGGAUAUUGUAAUAGUGCAACUCUAUAACAAAAGCAGCUUUUAUGUACGUGAUGUACUUAAAUAAUAGUACAUGCUACAUUCAUACCAAGUACUGAGGUCAUAAAACUACAAGUUAUAAAAGGAAUGAGUAAUGCAA